Messenger RNA from Apodemus sylvaticus (European woodmouse), 2188 nucleotides. It is a transcript of the gene Ctif, whose product is annotated as cap binding complex dependent translation initiation factor. Lineage: Eukaryota; Metazoa; Chordata; Mammalia; Rodentia; Muridae. Gene Ontology annotation, biological process: regulation of translational initiation. The record is from RefSeq and is a predicted model, not a curated record. Gene Ontology annotation, cellular component: cytosol. Gene Ontology annotation, molecular function: translation activator activity; protein binding; RNA binding.
AGCAUUCUCUUUCCCUGUGUCAGUACAGGGAUCAUUUUUUUCCUUCCUCUACUCCCUCCCUCUGCCUGCCCCUCCCUCCCUGUCUCCCUUCCCUCCCUCCCUCCCCUCUCGACUGGGUCGGUCCGCUGAGGUGCCGGAACCCCUCAGAGCUGGGACGCGCCGAACUCCCAGCAGGAGUCCGCUCUUUGGAGCCUGGUCCCUCCCUUCCCCUUCCCUGCCCCCUUCCCCCACCCCCGACGCGGGCUCCGCGCGGCAGCCAGAGGAACCCCGAGCAGCUGGCCCCAGUCCCUGAGCCGGAGGAAUGGAGAACUCCUCAGCAGCAUCGGCCUCCUCUGAGGCGGGAAGCAGCCGCUCCCAGGAAAUCGAGGAGCUGGAACGCUUCAUUGACAGCUACGUGCUGGAGUACCAGGUGCAGGGGCUGCUGACCGACAAGACAGAGGGCGACGGCGAGAGCCAGAGGACACAGUGCCAUAUCUCCCAGUGGACGGCUGACUGCAGAGAGCAGCUGGACAGGAGCUGUUCCUUCUCCAGAGGGCGAGCGCCGCCACAGCAGAAUGGCAACAAAGACAACUCCCUGGACGUACUGGGCACAGAUAUCUGGGCCGCCAAUACCUUUGAUUCCUUCAGUGGUGCCACCUGGGACCUGCAGCCUGAAAAGCUGGACUUCACCCAGUUCCACCGGAAGGUUCGCCACACACCCAAGCAGCCCAUGCCACACAUCGACAGAGAAGGGUGUGGAAAGGGGAAGCUGGAAGAUGGAGACGGCAUCAGCCUGAACGACAUUGAGAAGGUCCUCCCGACCUGGCAGGGCUACCAUCCGAUGCCCCAUGAAGUAGAGAUUGCACAUACCAAGAAGUUGUUCCGAAGGAGGAGAAACGACCGAAGACGGCAGCAAAGACCUCCAGGAGGGAACAAGCCCCAACAGCAUGGUGACCAUCAGCCAGGCAGUGCCAAACACAACAGGGACCACCAGAAAUCUUACCAGGGGGGCUCAGGGCCCCACCCCUCAGGGAGGCCCACACACCACGGCUACAGCCAAAACCGACGAUGGCAUCACGGCAACAUGAAGCACCCGCCAGGAGACAAGGGAGAAGCGGGUGGCCACCGCAACACCAAAGAGACCGUGACCGUUGAGAACCCCAAACUUGAAGACGGCCCAGGGGACACCGGACACAGUGGCCUUGAGCCCCCCUGCAGCCCCGACACUCUGACCCCCACAGCUUCCGAGAGGCCAACCCCUCAGCCACCUGUGGGGCCAGAGGCUGAGACAAAGCAUAAAGACACUGUCCUUCCUGAGCGCCUCGGGGAGCGGCCCAAAGUCACCCUGCUCCAAUCCUCCAAAGACAGGCUGAGGCGAAGGCUGAAAGAAAAGGACGAAGUGGCCGUAGAGACAAGCGGCCCUCAGCCAAGCAAGAUGGACAGGUUGAUGGAGCUCCUGAACAGCAUGAGGAAUAACAGCAGCGACGUGGACGCCAAGCUCACCUCCUUCAUGGAGGAGGCGCAGAACUCCACCAACUCUGAGGAGAUGCUGGGAGAGAUCGUGCGGACCAUCUACCAGAAGGCGGUGUCGGACCGCAGCUUCGCCUUCACGGCCGCCAAGCUCUGCGACAAGAUGGCCCUCUUCAUGGUCGAGGGGACCAAGUUCCGGAGCCUGCUCCUCAACAUGCUCCAGAAGGACUUCACUGUGCGUGAGGAGCUGCAGCAACAGGAUGUGGAGCGCUGGCUGGGCUUCAUCACCUUCCUGUGUGAGGUGUUCGGCACCAUGCGGAGCAGCAACGGCGAGCCCUUCCGAGUGCUGGUGUGCCCCAUCUACACGUGCCUCAGGGAGCUCCUGCAGUCACAGGACGUGAAGGAAGACGCAGUGCUCUGCUGCUCCAUGGAGCUACAAAGCACAGGCCGGUUACUCGAGGAGCAGCUGCCGGAGAUGAUGACGGAGCUCCUAGCCAGCGCCAGAGAUAAGAUGCUAUGCCCCUCGGAGUCCAUGCUAACCCGGUCCCUGCUCCUGGAGGUUAUCGAGCUCCACGCCAACAGCUGGAACCCUCUGACGCCCCCCAUCACGCAGUACUACAACAGGACCAUCCAGAAACUGACAGCCUGACAACCAAGGGGGCCUGGCGGGCAGCCCACGGGCAGCUGGGGCCCUGCUGCACAGGGCCAGAUGGACAGGCGAAAGGACAGGGGUGGCCCU